AAAAUUUACGAUAUCAUGAAUGAUUUUAAAUAAAUUGAUAAGAAGAAUUGAGUUUCUCUACUGUGAUAGAUGUUUGAACUUCAAUUUGUAAUUCAUAAUUAUACGUAAUCUACGAUUUGUUAGUACUGUCAAAAAAGGAAGUACCCUGAACACGAUUUUUUAAGAAGUUAUCAGAAAUUACAGUAUUUCGAAGGCCACGUUCAACGAUGAACAUUUUUUUUACAAGAUUUCAAGAUCGUCAUCUUUUUUAAGUAGAACUACAUGUUCAUUUUUUGUAACUUUGUAGAGCGCGAGAAAACAAAUUUAACAACCUUAAUAACCAUACCGUCCCCAUAAUUUAUUCUUAAGAUAUUUGCGUCUGAACUGUACAUAUGUAACAUCUAAUUCUGUUCAAUGGACAAAUGACAAAAUUAAAAAAUCCAAAUUCUUCGACUCCUAGACAGAAUGUGUUAAAUUUUGCUCAAAUGAAAGUUUAGAAUAUAAGGGAUUAUUUGAGAUUAGUUUUAUCUAAAUAUUCUCUCUCCUUUUUGGUUUCAUAGCAAUUUUAAAAAUCGCUCCAUUGAUGAAUCUAGGAAAAAUUAUAACCAUUUAACCGUAAAACAGUGAAAUUAAUUUCUUUAUAAUUAAAGAAUGAUACUUCUCGAACUAUAAGGCGAGUUUUUGGACUGUUCAAGAGUUAAAUUAAAGCUUCAACUCUCAUAAAUUUACUCUGCAUAUUAUUCUGAUCUUCUAUGUAAUUCUAUUUAUUAUAUGCAAUUAAUACAAUACCUCUUUUUGAUUACGUAUUUGAAGGGAUUCGAAGUAUUUCAAAGCAUAUCAGUAACUGUACAUUUAUCUAUAGUCUGUCCAACAAAACGAGACAGUAAACGGAAACAAAAUUUGGUUGCCGCGCUUGCAAUUAUUGGCUGCCGACUAGUGAUAUUCGAAUUUCACUUCUUCACUGCCUCGUCUCUAUAAUAUAUGUAAAAAUUUUAUUAUUGAUAUUGAAAGUUACAUAAAAAGAUUUAUAGAUAUUUGAUUUUUUUGUAAUCAUUACACAAUAGAUUAAUAUAACUAUUGUUUCCGUGUAGUUAGUUAAUUAUUUAAUUUCUUUUCUGUUUGGAGAUUGUAGAGUGAUAUCUUGGUUUUGCUUUGGUAAUUUAUAGAGUAACUGAGGAUAAAUUUUUGUGAUUUUACGUACAGUUCGAUGUAAGAGACCUCUGUUGGAACUGUUGUAAAACAUAGAUUUUAAAUUGUUCAACGGUUAAUAAUAUAAGGAAGCGUUUAUAUACAAUGUGAAAGGUAGCGACUUAUUCUACGAAAAAAAGAGACGAAUGUUUAAGGUGAAAUAACUAAAAGCGAUCAGAGUGUAAAGAAGAUUUAUUCCACAAAAAUGAACGACACGCGUAAUGCGAAAAAAGAGAAAAAGCAGCAUAUACAAGUCUUUGUCCGUGUCAGGCCAAUAAAUAAUGCUGAGAAAGCCGGGAAAUCGGCAACAGUUGUUGAUAUACCAUCUAAUAAAGAAGUCGUCAUUCGGGAAAGACCUCAUGAUAAAUUUACAAAAAAGUUUACGUUUGACAAAGUAUUUGGACCUCAUUCAAAGCAGAUACAAGUAUAUAAUGCAGUUGUCAGUUCUUUGCUGGAAGAAGUUUUGGCUGGAUAUAAUUGCACAGUGUUUGCAUAUGGACAAACUGGCACUGGAAAGACUUUCACAAUGGAAGGAACUGACAAUGAUCCAUCAUUACAUUGGCAAACAGAUUCCACUGCUGGAAUCAUACCUCGAGCUUUAAGUCACUUAUUUGAUGAAUUGCGCGUAUUAGGCGUGCAGGAAUACUCAGUAAGAGUCAGCUAUUUAGAAUUAUACAACGAGGAAAUAUUUGAUUUAUUAUCUCCUAGUGAGGAUGCUGCUAAAAUAAGGAUAUAUGAAGAUCCAACUAAAAAAGGUGCUGUAAUAGUACAUGGUUUAGAAGAAAUGUCAAUACAUACUAAAAAUGAAGUAUUUAACAUCCUUCAGAAAGGAUCAGAAAAACGGCAGACUGCAGCUACUCUGAUGAAUGAUCAUUCAAGUCGUUCCCACACAAUAUUUUCUAUUACUGUUCAUAUAAGGGAGAAUACUAUAGAGGGUGAAGAGCUAUUGAAAACAGGAAAACUAAAUUUAGUUGAUCUAGCUGGCAGUGAGAAUGUUGGAAGGUCUGGUGCUGUUGACCGAAGAGCAAGAGAAGCAGGCAAUAUCAAUCAAUCUUUAUUAACUUUAGGUCGAGUUAUAACAGCAUUAGCAGAAAAAGCUCCACAUGUACCUUAUAGAGAAUCUAAAUUAACACGGUUGCUCCAGGAAUCAUUAGGUGGACGUACAAGAACUUCAAUAAUUGCUACAAUAUCUUCUGCUAGUAUUAAUCUUGAGGAAACCUUGUCAACAUUAGAUUAUGCACAUCGUGCUAAAAAUAUCACAAAUCGACCUGAAGUUAAUCAAAAAUUUUCUAAGAAGGCAUUACUUCAAGAAUAUAUUGAAGAAAUUGAAAGAUUAAAGAAAGAUUUAAUAGCAUGUCGUGAACGAAAUGGUAUUUAUCUAACUCCGGACAGUUACAAUGAAAUGCAAUCUUUGAUAGAAUUUCAAAGCAAAGAAAUAGAGGAAAAAUUGAAUCAUAUUAAAGCACUUGAAGAAUGUAUGAACUCUAAAGAGCGAAUAUUUAACGAAUUAAAAUCAAUAACUUCCAAACAAGCAAAUGAAAUAUUAAGUACAAAAAAUGAAUUGAAAAGCACAGUAAAUGCUUUAAUGUCAACGUCAACACGCUUGGCAAUAUCGGAACGAGAAAAAGAGGAACAAAAAUUUCUUGUUGAAAAACAUGCAAAUACUGAAAAUAUUCUUUUAUCACAAGUACAAACAGUUUUAGAUGUUGCUGAUACAGCCACCUCAGAUGUAAAUAAACUUCAUGAUAAAAUCUUUCGUAAAUUACAAAUAGGACAGCAAAAUAAAUCUCUUGGACAACAGUUUAAGAACAACAUUAAAGAACAAAUCCAAAAAAUUGAAGCUGAUAUUGCAUCGCAUACCAAAAAUUUAAUGCAAUUCUCUACAUCUAUGAAGGAUCAUAUUGAAGCGCAAAGUGUAUCAGUUAGCGAGGACAUUGGAAAGGCGAUUCAAGUUAUGUCCCAGGAUCUUGUUAAUUUUAAACAAAAUAUUAUCAAUGAGUUGAUGAAAAAUAUGGAUGAUUCUUAUGUAAGGUAUCAACAGUGGUUGGGAAAUAAAAGUGAAAAUGUUACAGCUAUGACUAAUAUAAAAAUUAGUAUGUUAAAUAAUAUUUCUUCCCAUAUUGUACAAAAAUUUCAUCAGUUACUGGAGAAUAAACUAGCUGAAGGUUUGCAAGCGCUAAACACUGAUAUUUCUCAAAAUAUUGAUAACUUAAUAGAAUCUACAAAAGAAUCCAUGACAUCAAUUUCUAAAUGUUCAACUGAAAAGCGGGUUCGCUUAAAUAACGAUAUGUUAGAAAUUAGAGAACAUAUUGAAAAUAUUCGACAGGGUCAAAAGAAUAUUAUCGAGAAACGGACAAAUUUUGCAAAGAUGAUGGACGAUUUGCAACGUUGUUUUAAUGAGAUACAAAAGGAGCAGGAAGAGAAUCAUUUUUCAAUAUGCAAUAUAUUAGACAAUAUUGAUGAAACUUGUAGAACUAUAAAUAAUCAAGCUUCAGAUACUUGCAAAAUAAAGAUAGAAAAACAAAAUGAUUUGCAAGAAAGAUUUCGAAGUGAUCUAGAAAUAGUGAAAAAGGUAGUUGUUGAAGGAACAGAUAAGUCUCGAUUGUUGAACGAAAGCGCUAUAGCACAAGGUAAAAUAUCAAUAGAUCAGUUCCAAUCGAACAUAAAUAAGAAUUGUGAUACAUUAAUGAGUUUUAAAAAUUGCGUGGAAAAUAAUAUUACGGAAAUGCAGCAAAAGAUGGCAAAAGAUAAAAGCUUUAUUUUGUCAGCAAUCAAUGAUAUGUACAUGAAAGUUUAUACCACUAGCAAUGAACAUAUAAAAUGUUUUGAUGAUUGUAAAAUGGCAUUUAUGACUGUAUUUACAGAAAUGAGUAAAAAGCUUGAGAGUGAAAAUAUUAAUGCAGAAAAUGUGAAUAGCAAAAGUAUUUUAGAAAUGCAAGAAAUACUUGAUCAAGUUGACAAAUUCUUUACAGAAGAUUUAUAUCGCGAUAAUCCAACAGGUUUAACUCCUGCAAAAAAGGAUUUUCAGUAUUCUAAAAAGCUUAUUAAAACCUCUCCACAUGAACGACUACUUAAAAGGUAUAGAGAAACACUUAAAGAUAUUGAAGAUACAGAGAAUGAGCCUGUAAUACCACUGAAUACAUCUACAAAACAAGCUGUAGAUACAAGCUGAGAAAUAACCUUCGAAGAAAUUAUAACGUCGUAUGUAGUAUGUGGAAAUUAUGAAUUUUUAAAUUUUAUAACCAUAAAUACUUUAUAACCAAUGCGACAAAAUAAAAUUGAA
Molecule: messenger RNA, 4450 nt
Organism: Bombus impatiens (common eastern bumble bee)
Lineage: Eukaryota; Metazoa; Arthropoda; Insecta; Hymenoptera; Apidae
Product: kinesin-like protein Klp61F
Exons: 16
Coding region: 1373-4339 (988 amino acids)
Biological process (GO): microtubule-based movement; mitotic spindle assembly
Cellular component (GO): spindle microtubule; nucleus
Molecular function (GO): plus-end-directed microtubule motor activity; ATP binding; microtubule binding
Source: RefSeq, a predicted model, not a curated record